AUGACGAGCCUGCUGUCUGAAGCAGCAGCAACAACCUCCAACGAUGCGCUAGACGCUGCCAGCGAGCGCGCGAUCCAGCUCGCACACCGCGUCCUUCGGCGCGACGAUACGAUCACUGCGUUGCGGGAGAAGAUAGAGCGCGGCCUUGAGCGUAAGAAGGCCCAGGUGCAGCACAGCACAAUGCAUUUGGUCGACGCCAACCCCACCACUGCCAAGAACAAGACGACGAUUUCGCUGCUCCAUACAUGGGUCAAGAGUCUCGAGACCCAGAUUCACGCCGCCGGCGUCUCCAAUGACACGCUUCUCGCUACACAACUUCCUGGCGAAGUGCCAUCUCUGAUGGCCCGUUUCUAUCCCAUCUGCGGCAUCCGUCAACUCGUUGACACCUUCUCCAACAACAACGACAAGGACAAGUCGUGUCAGACACAUUGGUUGCCCAAUGACUAG
This is a messenger RNA of Saprolegnia diclina VS20, 447 nucleotides long. RefSeq lists its product as hypothetical. The record is from RefSeq and is a predicted model, not a curated record. Bases 1 to 447 code for a protein of 148 amino acids. The transcript has a single exon. NCBI's taxonomy places the organism in Eukaryota, Oomycota, Saprolegniomycetes, Saprolegniales, Saprolegniaceae.